Messenger RNA from Chondrus crispus (carragheen), 1303 nucleotides. RefSeq lists its product as hypothetical. NCBI's taxonomy places the organism in Eukaryota, Rhodophyta, Florideophyceae, Gigartinales, Gigartinaceae. Bases 1 to 1164 code for a protein of 387 amino acids. The transcript is spliced from 2 exons. The record is from RefSeq and is a predicted model, not a curated record.
AUGUACGCCCUCUACCACAAUCGCCAACCCUUCCUUACGCGCCUGCGCGCCUUCGCCCGCGCCUUCGCCCGCGCCGCGCACGCCGUCAACCUCCUCUCCCUCGUCCUGUCCCAGACCUCCUCUGACGUCCAGCAGUAUCUCCAGCCCACCUCCGCCCGCCGCCGAUCCUCCUCCUCCGCCACUUCUCAAGCCCAGGUCCCACGCUCGCUCCGCCGCCUGCUCAAGCUCGCCUCGUCCCCGGACUCGCUCGCCGUGCUCCACCGUCUUGCGGGCGGCGUCGCCCAAGGCGUCACGCGCGAGCUACAAAAGCCACGCAACCCUGCCAACUCCUUCGCCUCCGAGUACGUGCCGGACACUCACUCCCCCCAGUACCUCCACGACCUGAUGGAAGCCCUCGCUGCCCCCGCGGGGCAAGCAGUCGUGCGCAACGUCGUCAGCACCGCCGUACGAGAAGGCGUAGACGCCUUGGCAGACGCCAACGACCGACGCAGAGACCCGUGCCACCGCCCCUGGCCUGAGGUCGUCGUCGCGGGACUCACCUCGGACAAGGGGCGCCAGCUAGUCGUCGAUGUCGCCACCAAUGUUGCCCGCACCGUCGUCCCGGCCGUCAUGCAGGCCCAGGCCGCUGCGCCGUGCGAAAUCCCAUCCAUGACCACGCUCUCGCCUGCGGCGUCUCCGUUGCGCAAGAAGAGGCCGCCCAGUUGCAGUCCGGCCGCACGCACUUCGUUCCCGCUCGCCGGGGAAAGCCCGAUCAGCAAGCAGCUCGUCAUGUCCGUCAUGCAGGCCCAGGGUGGCAGCGGAAUUGUCGAGCGCCUCGCGUUGCUCGCGAUCAGGGACAAGGCUCUGGUGCGCGAAGUCGUCCGCACCGUCGUCAGCGAGGCCGUCCGUACCUACCUCACCACGCAAGCCAAAUUGAGAGAGGAGGGCGUCGCCGUUGAUGCGGCUCGCGCAGCUGCCGCCUCCGCGGUUUCUGUCGCCGCUCCCAACGCGGGAAAGGAUGCGCGCAAGCCUGAGCCGCCCACCCCAGAGACUGAGGACGCGCUGGAGCAGCGCGCGGGCAACUCCCUGUGGAAGCUGCUCAUCAAGUCAGCCGUCGUCGAUCUCAAGCAGGCCUUGCUCGACCGCGCGCCGCGAGAGGGGAGCGCGGGCUGGUUGAUCUUUUAGGCGUGUGUGCCCAGCCCGACUAGGUUUUUGUCACUGGUCACACCUACGAAGCAAUAGCAAUUCUUUCCGCAAACGCGAAGGCAUGCACAUGCCACCGCUGUAAACUAGACUAGCGAAUAGACUAAUCGCUUAUCAUUUA